UAUUUCCGCUGUAGUUUACGCCUACUUCAGCUCCCCACCCACAAGCUUUUAAUACAGGCACACCUUUUCUCACAGGUGUGUCUAACAGAGGAGACCUGGUCAUCCCGGAAGGAGGAGAAGCCUGAACAAAGAUGAAUUCUUCCGUCUCCAAAGGUGGAGCCGUUCCAGCGGAAGAUCUGCAGGCGACAGAAGAUGCAGACCAAAGCGGGAAGCAGCAAAGUGAGGGUCAGGCUGGACAGCUGACAGGAAAUGAUGAUGAUCUGAUGUACUCAUUGGACAGCUCUCAAGACAGUGAAGAUGAGGGUAUUGGCAAAAAGGCGAAGAAGAAAAAGAAGCUAAAAAAGAAGAAGAAGAAGAAGGACUCCUCCUCUUCUUCAUCGUCUUCUUCUUCCUCCUCCAGUAGUUCCUCAGACAGUGAUAGUGAGGAUGAGAAGAAAAAGAAGAAUAAGAAGGAGAAAAAGGAGAAGGUCUGGGAGAGCAUUAUCAUCUUUCAGGAAGGUCCCGAGGGUCUGGAAGAACAGCUGACUGGAGAGGGCAUGCACAUGAAGCCUGAUUACGACUCAUCAGAUGAGGAAAAUGACAAGAAGAAAAAGAAGAAAGAUAAGGAGAAAAAAAAGAAGAAAAAGAAGAAGGAUUCUUCCUCCUCCUCAUCUGACAGUGAAGAUGAAAAGAAGAAAAAGAAAACAAAGAAGAAGAAAAAGAAGAAGGAUUCAAGUUCAUCUUCUUCAGGUAGCUCUUCCUCCUCUUCAUCUGACAGUGAGCAUGAUAAGAAGAAGAAGAAAAAAAAGAAAAAGAAGAAGGACUCAAGUUCUUCUUCUUCUGAUAGUUCCUCUUCAUCUGAUAGUGAGGAUGACAAGAAAAAGAAGAAAAAGGACAAGAAGAAGAAGAAAAAGAAAAACAAGAAAAAGGAUUCCAGCUCUUCAUCUUCAUCCUCUGAUAGUAAGAAAGACAAGAAGAAGAUGAAGAAGAAGAAGAAGAAAAAGGAUAAGAAAAAGGAUGAAGAGCAAAAGGACCCAAGCAGUGCUCUUUCAGGUGAAGGUGGUGAGGCAGGAGCUCAUGGAGACAGAGAUGCUGACAAGGACAAAGAGCUUACAUCAGCAGUAGAGGGCACUCUCUCCACCACACUAGCUGGGGGAGCACAGCCGUUUCCUUAUGACAUAGAGGAUGGUCACCUGAGUGAUGAUGAGGGAGGAAGAGGGAAAGAAAAGGAUAAAAAGAAGAAGUUGAAGAAGAAAAAGGAUUCUUCUAGCUCCUCGUCUUCUUCAUCUGAUAGCUCUUCAGACAGCGAGGAUGAAAAGAAGAAAAAGAAGAAGAAAACGAAAGAUAAGGAUUCUAGCUCUUCUUCAUCAUCUUCCUCCUCUGAUAGUGAAGAUGAAAAGAAAAAGAAGAAGAAAAAGAAAAAGAUGAAAAAGAAGAAAGAUAAGGAUUCCAGCUCUUCCUCAUCCUCAGACAGUGAGGACGACAAGAAGAAGAAGAAGAAAAAGAAAAAAAAGGCAAAAAAGAAAAAGAAGCACUCAAGCUCAUCUUCUUUAUCAUCAUCUUCUUCGGAUAGUGAGGAUGACAAAAAGAAGAAGAAGAAAAAGAAAAGGAAGACCAAGAAAAAGAAGGAUAAGGACUCUAGCUCUUCCUCUGACAGUGAUGAUGACAAGAAGAAGAAGAAGAAGAAAAAAAAGAAGAGCUCCAGCUCUUCUGAUGAAAGCUCUUCUUCUUCUGAUAGUGAUGGCAGCAAGGUACAAUGUGCAGUUAUAAAAUCAAACAUACAGUGAAACAAAGUUGUUUUACCACAAUGUUCUUAUUGUAGAAGAAAAAGAAACACAAGAAAAAGGACAAGAAAAAGAAG
Molecule: messenger RNA, 1840 nt
Organism: Xiphophorus couchianus (Monterrey platyfish)
Lineage: Eukaryota; Metazoa; Chordata; Actinopteri; Cyprinodontiformes; Poeciliidae
Product: suppressor protein SRP40
Exons: 21
Coding region: 132-1766 (544 amino acids)
Source: RefSeq, a predicted model, not a curated record